AUGAUGGAAGAAAAGGGAGAAAAGAACGGUGUGGCAGCUAUAGCAGCCUGCUACCAAAAGUUUGAUCCUGUAGCGUAUCUGCAGUACAACUACACCCCUCCACGAGCUGACUUUACAAGAAAAGACAGCAUAGUUCCCUGGAAACUGGCCUGCCUGCACAGAGCUCUCACUGAAGGUGACGUGAGCGGUGAGCUCCUGGUGGACAUCGGUUCGGGGCCCACCUUGUACCAGGUGAUGAGUGGUUGUGAGGUCUUUAACAAAGUGAUCCUGUCUGACUUCCUGGAGGUGAACCGGCAGGAGCUGAGGCGCUGGCUGCAGGAUGAGGGAAAAUGUAGUCUGGACUGGACACCGUACCUGGAGCACGUCUGCAAACUGGAGGGGCGACGGUCCUCAGCUUGGCCAGAGAAAGCUGUAAAGCUUCGCCAGGUCAUUGCAGACAUCCUCCCCAUUGACGUGCACUGCUCUCAGCCUUUGGCCCCCGACGCCCUUCCUUCAGCAGGGGCCGACUGUCUGGUUUCCUGCUUCUGCCUGGAGAGCGUCAGCCCUGACCUACCCGCCUUCACCAGGGCCCUGGGCAACAUCCAGAAGCUCCUCCGGCCUGGGGGCCACCUGCUGCUCAUUGGAGCCCUGGGGGAGAGUUAUUAUUUUGGGGGUCCCGGGGUACGAAUCCCUGUGGUCCCACUGAACGAAUCCCAGGUGUGCACAAGUCUGAAGGAGAGUGGUUACACCCUGAUCCGGCUGGAGGUUUACACGCUGUCUCAGGACAUGAGGGUAGGGGUUGAUGACGUGACAGGAGUGUUUUUUGCAAAAGCAAAAAAGGAAUAAUUCGACGAAUAGCAGAAACAAUGAAAAAGUUGUUGCACAUUUUACAAUAAUCUAAGUUAUUUUUUGUCUUUUUUCAAUCUUGGGCAACAGAAAACUCAGUUUGUUGCCUCCCUAGUGUUAAAACAUGGUUAAAGACUGCCUCCUCCAGUUCAAACCCAGCUACUACAGGGCUCUACUGGUAAAUAUCACCACUGAACUCGUUCACUGAACCUCUUAUAGCACACUCAGUGCAUUUUAAUAAGGCC
This is a messenger RNA of Nematolebias whitei (Rio pearlfish), 1070 nucleotides long. Its product is annotated as phenylethanolamine N-methyltransferase. Gene Ontology annotation, molecular function: phenylethanolamine N-methyltransferase activity. Lineage: Eukaryota; Metazoa; Chordata; Actinopteri; Cyprinodontiformes; Rivulidae. The coding region runs from base 1 to 825 and encodes 274 amino acids. The record is from RefSeq and is a predicted model, not a curated record. The transcript is spliced from 3 exons. Gene Ontology annotation, cellular component: cytosol.